AUGGCGUAUGACCAUAGUCCACAACAUUUUUCUAAGAAAAAUUUGUCUUAUGAAAAAAAUUCAUCUAUACCUUCACUUGUUGUUCAUAUUAAUAAAUCUGAUAUUGUUACCACACUUUUAAAUGAUCAUCAAUAUCGAACUGAAAUUUAUUUACAACAACGAGAAAAACAAAAUAUUAAUGAAAUAUCAACAUCAUUAUCAUCAUUAUCAACACCAACAAAAACAACAUGGAAAAAUUUAAAAUAUCAAAAACAAAUAUUAAAUAAUGAUCAAGCUGAAAUUGAUCGUGCUAUUUCAACAAUAGAUUCUAUUCAUAAAAUAUUCAAUCGUUCAUUAUUAAUACCUUAUAAUCAAGUUUAUUCUUUACUUUAUGGAGAUAACAAUAAAUCAGAUCAUUUAAUGAAAACAUUUUGUCAAUGUCAAAAUCAUUUCAGAACGAAAGAAAAUGAUAAUAAUCAUACACAAGAAACAUUAAAUUCAUUUGUAAAUUUUGAAGAUACAGAUUCAGAUUUAGACUAUCAUGACGAUGAAGAGGAAAAGAAAAAAUCUUAUGAUAGUGGUUAUGAUAGUGUACUGGCAAGACGACAUAUUUCUCGAGAAUCAUCUGUUAAAAUUUUACAAAAUUUUAAAUAG
Messenger RNA from Rotaria sordida, 633 nucleotides. Lineage: Eukaryota; Metazoa; Rotifera; Eurotatoria; Philodinida; Philodinidae. The record is from the annotation of a GenBank genome assembly.